GGCCCCAAACAGCCACCCUGGAUCAAACUACUGUGGAACAGGGUCGUGUUGGGUAGGCAAAGUGUUCCCAGCGCUUGGACUCCCUUGGGGUCAACCAUGAUUCACAGCCUCUUCCUGAUUAACUCCUCAGGAGAUAUUUUUCUGGAGAAACACUGGAAAAGUGUUGUCAGCCGCUCUGUUUGUGACUACUUUUUUGAAGCUCAAGAGAGGGCUACAGAGGCAGAAAAUGUACCUCCGGUGAUCCCCACACCUCACCACUACCUCCUGAGUGUUUAUCGUCAUAAGAUCUUUUUCGUGGCAGUGAUUCAGACAGAAGUGCCGCCCCUAUUUGUCAUUGAGUUCUUACAUCGGGUUGUGGACACUUUCCAGGAUUAUUUUGGUGUCUGCUCGGAGGUGGUGAUCAAGGACAAUGUUGUGGUGGUUUAUGAGGUCCUAGAGGAGAUGCUGGACAAUGGAUUCCCAUUGGCUACUGAGUCCAAUAUCCUGAAGGAGCUGAUAAAACCCCCCACCAUCUUGCGAACGGUUGUCAACACAAUUACAGGAAGCACCAAUGUAGGUGACCAGCUCCCUACUGGACAGCUCUCAGUCGUACCCUGGCGACGGACUGGUGUGAAAUACACUAAUAAUGAGGCAUAUUUUGAUGUGAUUGAGGAGAUAGAUGCAAUCAUUGAUAAAUCAGGUUCUACAAUUACUGCUGAAAUCCAAGGGGUGAUUGAUGCUUGUGUUAAAUUGACUGGGAUGCCAGAUCUCACCCUCUCUUUCAUGAACCCUCGGUUACUGGAUGAUGUCAGCUUUCAUCCAUGUGUGCGUUUCAAGCGCUGGGAGUCAGAGCGGAUCCUCUCUUUCAUCCCACCAGAUGGAAAUUUUCGAUUGCUCUCCUAUCAUGUCAGCGCUCAGAACUUGGUGGCAAUUCCUGUCUAUGUCAAACACAACAUAAAUUUCCGUGACAGCAGCUCGUUGGGACGGUUUGAGAUCACUGUGGGUCCCAAGCAGACUAUGGGAAAGACUGUAGAGGGGGUGAUGGUCACCAGCCAGAUGCCAAAAGGGGUCUUGAACAUGAGCCUCACCCCCUCGCAGGGAAUUCACACGUUUGAUCCAGUUACAAAGUUGCUCUCGUGGGAUGUUGGGAAAAUAAACCCUCAGAAGCUGCCGAGUCUGAAGGGGACUAUGAGCCUUCAAGCCGGCACAUCAAAGCCCGAUGAGAAUCCCACCAUCAACCUGCAGUUUAAAAUUCAGCAGCUGGCUAUCUCUGGGCUGAAAGUGAAUCGCCUGGACAUGUAUGGGGAGAAGUACAAACCAUUCAAGGGCAUAAAAUACAUGACCAAGGCUGGCAAGUUCCAAGUCCGAACUUAGAGCCCAAGAGUGAGGGAAGAACCACAAGCACUUUCUCAUUUCCUGUGUACCCAGUUGUUGGAUGCAGCCUCUGCCCACUAUCAACCCCGAGGGCUGGACCCUUGCUUUGUUCUAGGUCCUCCAGUGAUGCCAAUGCCCAGGUGGAUUGGGAGUGGCAGAGCAGGACUGACCUGAAACCAUAUCAACUUUAGCUGAGGAGUCUUAAGUUCUCAGGUGGGGGCAGAGGAAAAUAAGAGAAAUGUUCCAGUUCCGGGGCUGCGGGUUCAGAUACAUCACCUCACUCCUCACCACUUUCAACCUGCUUGUCUACUCCCCUUAAGAGCCCCGUGCAUUGCUAGGUUGGGUGGCAUUUCUAUGCAGAUCAAACAAGGAUCACGUAAAGAAGUUGGAUUGAAAGUUUAGUGGUUUAGAAUUUACUCCUCUCCCUAACUGGCCUCAAUUGCUGUGGGACCUGAUAUAUACAUUGAAGAGGCAAAGGGAGAUGGAGGCAUCUCUUCUAGAGGUGGGAAGGAGCCUGUUCAGAGGGUGCACGAGAGGAGUAGGGAGGAGGCUGGAAGAGUGAACCUGGUUAUCUCUUACUGAGAAAACGCUCCUUGAGUCUUCAAGGGUAGACUGGAAAUUCCCAGCUAAACCUAGCCUUGUGCCCUGCCAAGACCUGACUGGAGCAGGGGUUACCUUGUGAUGUCUGGAAGAUGGGGCUCUCUAAACGUGCUUACCAUCAUGAGACUGCCUUUCUUCUCUAUUCAGUUUUUUUGGGGGGGAGAAGGGGGGAUUUCUCUUGGUUCCCUUGUUGGGGUUGUGAGGACAGUUGUAUAUACUAUUAUUUAAGCAUCUGUAUGAAGUGAUGUCUAUUGGAUGGCAACUGUAAUUGCAUCUGAAUGAAGAGGCGAGGCUGUGUCCUGAUAGAGUGUGGGAGUGAUUCUUGUCUGUCCCAAUCUCUAAUAAUGUCUGUGUUCAUUCUUCUGCUGCUCGCUGCUGUGUUCAUUCAAGGUCCUGUGUUCUGGUAUCUGCACGAUGUUCCUGCUGUAUUGCCUGAUUCCACUCCCUGCCUCGCAGUUCUGGUGAGCACUGGCCUCCAUUGUCAUUCCUCUGGGCUGUCCUAUGAAAGACUGCCACAUUUGUUCCUGUCCCAGCCUAUACUGCACUGCACUGCAUUGCAUUGCACAGAGUAGACCUGGACAGCGCAUGUAGCUCCAUGGUGCCCAUGUGUUCUUUGGCCAUUGGAUAUCAUGUGUGCUCUUCUCGGGUAGCAAAACAUGCCUGUAGACCACUGUGCAUAUGACUACAUAACCGAGCACACCUAAUGUGAGUGAGUGAGUGAGAGAGAGCGCGAGCAAACAGAGCAACACCCACUGUGGGAUAACAUGCAUUCUACUCUGAUCUGUGUGUGAUAGGUGCUUGUACUGGGUGAGUGCUCCUCAUUUUGGAAUUACACAGUGUUGUGCAACUAAUAUGAAUUGUGCUGUAGGGUGCCCUAGGAUCCGAGCAUGCUCAAUGCAAAUAUAACAGUUCUGCCCAGGUAUCAAUAAAGGUCAAUUUUAUCUGUA
Messenger RNA from Pelodiscus sinensis (Chinese soft-shelled turtle), 2900 nucleotides. The record is from RefSeq and is a predicted model, not a curated record. NCBI's taxonomy places the organism in Eukaryota, Metazoa, Chordata, Testudines, Trionychidae.